UUUUUUUCUUCUUCUCAAUUCAUAUUCCCUCCGAUGAGGUGUAAGAGACACACCGUAGAUUUCAGCAGCAGCACCAACGGCGUUUGCGCUUCUUGCCUCCGUGAACGUCUCCUCUCCCUCGCCGCUUCCGCCGCCGUUACAGCCGCCAUUGAAGACAACAAUCGUAGUAACCAAUCACGCAAAUCUAAUAAUCCUCCUCCUCCUCCGCUUUUAAUCUUCCCUCGCUCUGUUUCUCCUUACGUAACCCGUAGAAAAUCCGACGCCGGAACCGGAACCGGAGAAGUAAAAGAUGAUCCUUUAACAACAUCUUCUAAUCGGAGAUUCAUCACAACCCCUCAGGUAGAUCUCGCCGGCUACUCAUGCAAAGACUUCGAAUCGAACCGAUCUCAUAAAUCAAAAAAAUCGUCUAGAUUCUCUAAUCUAUUCAGAGCUAGAUCUGAAGAUUUCGAUUCGAAUCCUAAAUCGAGCAAUCCUAGAUUCUCUAGCGACGCGUCUGAGUCUUCGUCGUCUUCUUCACGUUCAUGGAUCUCGAAAAUUCUCUCCACCGGUCGCCGGAAAAAGCAACCGUGUUAUAUCGAAGACGUGAUCGCAGGUCGUAGACCUCAGCGUAUAUACUGUAGAGGAAUGUCACCUGCGAGAGAUACGGAGCCGGAAGCGGAAUCGUUAGAGGAAUUGAGAAGCACACCGGCGACGACGACGACGAAAACUCCGGGAAGGAGGAAGGUUGGGAAUGGGAUAGGGAAGAAGAGUAUGUCCGGGAUGGCUUUUUGUUUGAGUCCGUUGGUGAGAGCUAGUCCUAACUGUCCGUUUAAACGGAGAAUGAGAUUCCCGUCGGAGUUUGGUAAUUCCGGUUCCGGCGAGGUUACUACGGAGCAGGAGAAGCCUCAUAUAUCUGCAGCGGCGUCGUUUUGCGCAAAUAGAUCGAAGAAGCUUGUGGAUUUAGGUAGAGUUGAUCGCCGCCGUUGAGUUCGUUCGGUUUGGUGGUUUAGUCUUUGGUCAACGUAUUUGUUUGACUUGUGGAUGGAUAGUAAAAAAUUAAGUUACCGCUCGUUCGUUUGGCUUUUUUCUAAAGAUGGAAUUUUCCAAAAUCAAGCUUUUUAUUUGGCUUGGGGUGAGAAAUAAUCAGAAUGGAACAUAGUUUGUAAUUUGUAACUACCACCUUGUAACGUUUUGUUUCUGAUUGUAAUUGUAGAGUUUGAUGGGCUAAAUAUUUUGGUUCAGACAAGCAAUG
Camelina sativa (false flax) is the source of this 1231-nucleotide messenger RNA. RefSeq lists its product as uncharacterized. Lineage: Eukaryota; Viridiplantae; Streptophyta; Magnoliopsida; Brassicales; Brassicaceae. The record is from RefSeq and is a predicted model, not a curated record.